ACAACUCCCAGAAUUCCCGUCGUGUCACCUCGCGCCUCUGUCUUCCUGUUUGGCUGCCGCAGCUGGAAAAAUGGCAGCUGACACAGGGAGAUACAGGAGUGCUGUAAGCAAAAACAAAGACCCUUCUGGUCUUCUCAUCUCUGUCAUAAGGACUCUGUCCAGCAGUGAUGAUGUGCAGGACAGGGAGACGGAGAAGGGUCGUCUCGAGGAGGCCUUUGAGACAUGUGACAGGGAUUUAGAUGAGCUGAUCGUUCAGCAUUAUGCUGAACUCACUACUGCCAUCAGGACCUACCAGAGCAUCACAGAGCGCAUCACAAGCUCCCGCAACAAGAUUAAACAGGUAAAGGAGAACCUCCUGUCUUGUAAGAUGCUUCUUCACUGCAAAAGGGAUGAGCUGAGGAAGCUGUGGAUCGAAGGCAUCGAGCACAAGCAUGUCCUUCAGCUGCUGGAUGAAAUUGAGAGCAUCAAGCAGGUGCCUCAACGUCUGGAGGCCUAUAUGGCAAGCAAGCACUACCUUCAUGCCACAGAUAUGCUGGUGUCAGCCGUGGAGUCCUUGGAAGGCCCCUUGCUGCAGGUGGAAGGGCUUGGAGAUCUCCGAUUGGAGCUCCACAGCAAGAAGCUCAACAUCCACCUUGUACUCAUUGAUGAGCUGCACCGACACCUCUACAUCAAGUCCACAAGUCGCCUGGGACACAAGAACAAGGACAAAAAUUCUGCUCGCCUUCCAGGCUCCACUGCCAAAGACACAUCUCCAAUGCCUGUGUUGGAUGUCAGCAUCCUGUCCACCCCACGCAAGCUUUUGGAUUCAUCACAGUUCAGCACACCUGGAUCCAGCAGUGUGCGUGAGCUGCAGCAGGAUGUGCGGGAGCUGAACCAAGCCGACCUCCCUGAGGUGGAUCCGGAGGAGAACAGUGCUGAGUUCAUGGGCAUCCUCAUCAAGGCUCUGGCCAAGUUGAAGAAAAUCCCAGAGACCAUCAAAGCCAUAAUGGAGCGGCUGGAACCUGAACUGAAACAGAUUGUCAAGAGGUCCACCACUCAGAUAGCAGACCAUGCUUACCAGAGGGGAGAAAACUUGGCCCAGGAGAGCCAGCCAAGGCUGCUGCUAGAACUGCUGGAGCUUUUGUUUGAUAAGUUCAAGGCAGUGGCUCAGGCUCACAGUGUGGUGCUGGCCCACCUGCAGCGGAUCGCGGUGCAGUGCCCGGGCGGGGCCCACGAAGAGGGCAUCAAGCUCUACGAGCAGGCGGACGUCUCUGCCAAAAUCCAGACAGUGCUCCAGGUUCUGCUUAUGGAGUACCUUGAUGUGAAGAACAGCCGGAAUGCCACAGAGCCGUCGGCUCAACUCUCCUAUGCCAGCACCGGCAGUGAGUUUGCUGCCUUCUUUGCGAAGAAAAAACCACAGCGUGCGAAGCAGUCGCUCUUCAAGUUUGAAUCAUCUUCCCAUGCCAUCAGCAUGAGUGCCUACCUGAGAGAGCAGAGGCGAGAACUCUACAGCAAGAGUGGAGAAUUACAAGGUGGCGCUGAUGACAACUUGAUUGAAGGAGGAGAAAUGAAGUUUGUGUGUAAACCAGGAGCGAGAAACAUCACUGUCAUCUUCCAGCCUCUUCUCAGAUUCAUUCAGGAGAUAGAGAUGAACAUGGGGCCAGGCCAGGCCAAGCAGUGCCAGCUCCGAGCUUUCCUCACUUACUACAUCAACGACCUCUUUCUCAACCAGGUGCGAACAGAGAUCAACAAGGAAAUUGAGGCAGUGAGCAAGGCAGCCGACCCCUUGAAGAUCCUUGCCAGCGCCGAUACCAUGAAGGUUCUGGGUGUCCAGAGACCCCUGCUGCAGAGCACGGUGGUAGUGGAAAAGUCCAUCCAGGAUCUAAUGAGCCUGAUGCAGGACCUGAGUGCCUAUUCCAACCAGUUUCUCGAAAUGGUCUGCGACAAGCUCAAAGAGUACAAGGAAAUCUGCAACACAGCCUACAGGGGUAUAGUCCAGUGUGAGGAGAAGCUGACCAUCAGUGCUUCCUGGUCUAAAGAUGAGGACAUCAGUCGUUUGCUCCAGUCCCUCCCUAACUGGGCAAAUAUGGCCCAACCCAGGCAGACCCGACAGAAGAGAGAGGAUGAAGAGGACUUUAGCCGAGCGGCUUUUGCUAAGGAAUCAGAGGUGCUGACUGGGAACCUAGGAGACAAGCUAAUCCCCCAGAAUGAGAUCCUACGUGACGUCAGUGACCUGAAGGCUCUGGCAAACCUUCAUGAGAGCAUGGAGUGGCUUGCUGGUCGCCUCAAGAUGUUCUUCGCCAACCUGCCUCAUGCCUCCAGUGUGUCUCCAUGCUCUGCAGACAGUCAGGUGGUUGGUGAGAGUGAACGCAGCAGAGAGCAGAUUCUCCAGACUCUGAGUGACCUGUCCAGGGGCUUUCAGGACAUUGCCGACCGCUGUCUCCUGGUAUUGCACCUGGAGGUCAGGGUGCAUUGUUUCCAUUACCUGAUCCCCCUCACCAAGCAAGGAAAUUAUGCCAUUGUGGCGAAUGUGGAGAGCAUGGACUACGACCCGCUGGUGGUCAAGCUGAACAAGGACAUCUCAGCCAUAGAAGAGGCUAUGGGGGCUGCCCUGCAGCAGCACAAGUUCCAGUACAUUUUCGAAGGUUUGGGUCAUCUGAUCUCCUGUAUUCUAAUCAAUGGGGCCCAGUACUUUAAGAGGAUCAGCGAGUCUGGUAUCAAGAAGAUGUGCAGGAACAUUUUUGUUCUACAACAGAACCUCACCAACAUCACCAUGUCCAGGGAGGCCGACCUGGACUUCGCCAGGCAAUAUUAUGAGAUGCUGUACAACACUGCAGAUGAGCUGCUGAACCUGGUGGUAGACCAGGGUGUUCGCUACACGGAGCUGGAGUACAUCAACGCUCUGUCCUUACUCCAUCGUAGCCAGACAGGUGUAGGGGACCUGAGCACCCAAAACACUCGGCUGCAGCGGCUGAAGGAGAUCAUCUGUGAGCAGGCCGCCAUCAAACAAGCCACCAAGGACAAGAAGAUCACCACAGUGUAAUUAUAAAAUAGGUAAGGACAGGGUUCACAGGGAGGUUGGGUUGCCUGGAAUUCAGAGAAAGAUGGCCAAAUGAAAGAGAAUAACAUUUUCCAAUCAAAUUAUCUGAUUUCUACAUGGUUUUCUUUUUUCAACUCCUUUAGAUUUGUCUAGAUGGGACGUGUAGAAGUUGAAUGGGUCAUGUGUGCAAGAGUAAGGAAUGAGGGAGAAAAAAAGGACAGAGGCUAUUUGAGAAUUGGGUUGGAAAAAACUGGAAUAGAUGUUUGCUCUAGACCAAGAUCAUAAUGCGUGUGAAAUUUGCUGAUGCAAAGUGUGUUUUCUCCACUUCAUCUUGCCUGAAUGUGAUGAAACACGUUAUAGUUGAGGGCUGACACAGAUAUCCUUUUUCCAAACUCUGGGCAUGUAGAUUUUAUACAUAUACAUAUCUACAUAUAUAUAUAUAUAUAGAUAUGUAUAUGUAUAAAUAUGUAUGUGUAUGUAUAUGUAUAUGUAUAUGUGUAUGUAUAUGUGUAUAUAUAUGUAUAUGUAUAUGUAUAAUAUAAGGUAACCAAUAUUGUUAAUUUCCACAAAGACAUAAAUGCAGUAUACACGACUCUUAACAGGCCCCCACUCAACAUGACUCCAGCUCCAGAUAAAAGGUGAUUGUCAUGGACACUCACCAGAACUUAGGCCCUGUCUCAUCUCAUUUUCCUAUUAGAUCUAAACUGCUGCUCUCAAUUACACCUCUAUCUCUCCUCUCCUGGCAGCCCCAUGGGCCCUGUGAUUCUGUCUGCAAUAACAGAUGCCAGAUUAGACUGUCUGAAUGAGGCCACAUCCUCCGCCUGCUGCCAAUUUGGGGUUGGUCCCCGAAGAAUUCCCUAGCUGAGAAUUGUAUCAUAUCUAUGGCUGUUAAAAAUCGGUUUAUCUUUUUUUCUUAUAGUUUGUGCGGUAUACUUUUGCGCCUAGUGUGGAAAGUUGUUGGGUGAUUAAGAUUUUUUAGAAACUGGAAAAAAGAGACACACUCAGUAAUGAAGAUAUUUUUGCUGAUUUCAGUUUCAUCCCUCUGUAAAACGUGAACGUAUAACGUGAAGGUAUAUUCCAAAUGUAAUAUUUCAAGUCCAAGGCACCACAAUGGAAUGACUUAAAAAAUUUUGCAUUUAGGCAUAUGUGUGGGAUUAUAUUUCAUCAGUCAUACCCGCUCUACAAACUGAAACAAUGCAAUUCUGAAUCUUUAUUUUGUCAUCCCUGCCACACGUGUUUUAAAGUGAACUAAACAUACAAACUCAAGAGACUUUCACCAAUUAUUCCCCUCCCUGCAGCCCUGCCUGUAUUUAGUUCAUCAAUUUGGGAGAAAAGUGAUUGACGAGAGGAGGACAGGGGAAUGGGAGCUUUGUCAAUACAGUGGGCCAAGCACUGGUCUCCCUAAAGCCCACACAGCAAUCCACCAUAACGACACACAGGCUGGAAUUGAUGGAAAAGCGAACAGUGGAGCUGCUGAGGGGCUCGUCUGCCACUCUGAAACGUACAUUUUGUGUGAAAUGUAAAAUCUGCUCAUUCAGCUGUUCACUUCCAAGCUACUUUUGUAAUCUUAUACAUGGGGGACUUUAAUACAAUGUUAACUGAGUGUGUCAUGUCACACACAGAUACCAUUAUACUACUACCGCACAGCACACACAUAACCCAUAAAAGUCCAGAGGGCUUAUGUAUUUGAGAUACUCCAUAUAUGUACAGUGAGUGAGAACCACUCCUGCAUUUUAUUCAUGAGUGGAAUAUGUAAAAUGUAAUAAAGGUUCAAUUUCAUGUUUCUUUUUCUUCCCAAUGGACCUUUAUUUUGCACACCUGUUCUAUGAGAGUAAUUUUAUGUUCCAAGUAACAAUGUAUUGAAUUCUAUACAUCAAACUGUGUUACUCAUGGACAUGUUUAAACAUCUUUCUUGUUCCUCUGGUUGUUGAGUGUCAUCUUAUAAAUGCUCUGAAAUGUUGUCUACUUUAAAUUACGCACAUAUGAUUUGCCACUGCAUACACUAAAAUAUGAAAAAAAUAAA
Messenger RNA from Xiphias gladius (swordfish), 5042 nucleotides. It is a transcript of the gene exoc4, whose product is annotated as exocyst complex component 4. Gene Ontology annotation, cellular component: growth cone membrane; synapse; exocyst. Gene Ontology annotation, biological process: Golgi to plasma membrane transport; chemical synaptic transmission; exocytosis. The transcript is spliced from 20 exons. Lineage: Eukaryota; Metazoa; Chordata; Actinopteri; Istiophoriformes; Xiphiidae. The record is from RefSeq and is a predicted model, not a curated record. The coding region runs from base 71 to 3022 and encodes 983 amino acids.